Molecule: messenger RNA, 2217 nt
Organism: Tilletiopsis washingtonensis
Lineage: Eukaryota; Fungi; Basidiomycota; Exobasidiomycetes; Entylomatales
Exons: 4
Coding region: 37-2217 (726 amino acids)
Source: RefSeq, a predicted model, not a curated record
GCGCAGCACACUCCCGCCAGCGCCCGCACAGGCGCCAUGUCCUCCAAGGCGCCGCGCUUUCCGCCCGAGCGGCCCUCGGACGUGCCCGGCCCCAACGCGUAUUCGGUGCCGUCGCCGCCGCGCGCAAAGGCACCCACCAUGGCCGUCGCCUCGCACGCGCCGCGCCGCAUCGACGUCACCGCCACGCAGCUGCCGCUCGCCGCGCGCAACGUCAACGUGGCGGCGGCACUGCCGGCCAAGGGCGCCGCCGCGGACAAGGAGCGCGAGAAGCUCGAGCGGCGCCUCGAGAAGGCACAGAAGGCGCUGCAGGAGCGCGACGAGGAGCUCGUGGAGAGUCGCAGGGAGGUGGAGGACAUGGCGGUGGAGCUGCGCCUGGCGGCGCAGAAGCGCACGAAGCUCGAGGCAUCGCUCGCCAAGGCCAGCGGUGCGCCGAAACUGGCCGCGCUGCAGACGUCACUGCAGACACUCGAGGAGCUGCAUACGCGCGCCAAAGCCGACGCCGCCGCGCAGAUCGAGGCGGCGCGUCGCGAUGCAGAGGAGGAGCGCAAGCAGCGCGAGCUGGCGCAGCGCGAGGCGGCCGACGCAGUGCGCACCGGCGCUCGCCUCUCCUCGGAGCUCGACGGCUUGCGCAAGGAGAUGCAGGACCUCGAACGCAAGAAGGUCGCCAGCGCGGAGCACCGGCUUCAUGCGGCAAUGUCGGAGAGAGACGCAGCUCUGCAGCGGGAGCAAGCCGCUUGUGCCGAGCUGCAGAGCGCAGAACAGCAGCUCGAUGCCGCUCUCGCAUCGGCAGAGGAGGAGCAUGAAGAGCUCGAGCAGGUCGUGCAACGAGCAGCUCUCCUGUCGCGAGCCGGCUGCGAGCUCGGCGAGCGACUACGCGCCUCACAGCUGGGCGCCGCGAGCUUGCAGCUCCUCAACUCCGUCUACCGGCACGAGAACCAACUCUUGCGCGUGCGACUGGAAGCAGCGAGCGCCGAGUGCAGCGAGUGGCACGGUCGCCAAGCGGUCUGGCAGCAAGAGCGCGAGACGCUUGCGGCACAGCUCAACGACGCACAUGCCGAGCUCGCGACAGCCUUGCCGCUCGAUGUCGCAACCUUCGAGCCGGCAGUCGAGCCCAGGGCUCCCGCUCAGCUCGACGGACUGGCUGAAGUGCUACGUGCGGCGGCCGAGUCGCGAGCCGACCUGCUCGCAGACGAAGUCGCCGCGCUGCGCCACACGCAGGUCGAGCAGCGGGAAGAAGCAACGACGCUUCGGCUGGCGAUCUCUGCCUCGACGGCAGAGCAAGAGCGGCUGGCCAGCGCAGCAGCCGAGCGAGCCGUGGCGCUGGAGCGCGCAAACCGCGAGGCACUGCGUGCAGUCAAUGCCGAGCUGCAGAUCGCCGAGCUGCAGAACGCAGCUGCAGAGGUGCAGCGCGAGAAGAGCUUGCUCAAGGACGCCAACAAGGCGCUCCUGAGCAAGAUCAGCAAUGCGCGCGCCAAGGAGGAGCGCUGGAGCGACGAGGUGGAGGAACUUUCUGCGGCGCUCACGCGGGCGACGGCGUACGAGGAGGCCUACGGCAAGCUCUCCGUGCAGCACACGCACCUGCUGAGCCGCUUUGACGAUGCGGCAUCGGAGGCCGCCGAGCUUGCGUCUCUCAACGCGACGCUGGCCGGACACGACAAUGGCGCCCAGCGCAUCCUCUACGUCGACCGGCUGCGCGUGGACCGCGACGAAGCGCGGCACGAGGCACUGGCGCUGCGGCUCGAGCUCGACGCCGCGCAGCAGGCACAGACGGAGCUGGCGCGCAAGCUCGAGUGCUUCACGUCCAUCGACAUGCCGCUGCACGAGCGGCCACGCACCAAGGUGACGCGCGUGCGCCGCCUGCAGAGACCGCUCGGCGCCACGAUGCCGACGCCUGCGCUGCGCGACGAGCAGAGCGCUCCAGCGGCGCAGCCAGUCGCGGCAGCAAAGCGCACGCCGCCUCCGCCGCAGCCGACGCACUCGACGCCGGCGCCUCGCCGUGCCGCAGCGGCCUCCACGCGUCUGCCUGCGCGGCGGACGCCCAUCAAGGUCGCGCCCCUGCGGCCAGCGCACCACCGCAGCCUCGGUGGCGGCGCGACAGGCUCGGACUGGCUCGACGAGCCCGAGCCGCUGCAGGUGCGCCCGGUCACGCCUGGUCGCGCCGCCUUGGGCCUGUCUGCCGAGGGCGAGAUGACGCUGGACGAGCUGCGUGGUCGCUGA